ACCAUUCAUUUUCUUCAAGCUUCAUGGCAUUUGCUUUCUUUUCAAAAGAAUGAUAUUUCCUAUGAAUGCCAAUUUAAUGGGUAGCAACAGUGACUCACCAACUUCUCCUUUGAAAUUUGCUUGGCAUACUUAAUGAAGAAAAUUCAUGUUUUGGAGACAAUUUCACACACCUUACCACUUGUCAGCAUAUUUAUAUUCUUGCAUCCUUUAUCACUUAUUUCCCAUCCAUGGUUAUUUCUUUUCGUGCAUUCCCAAAAAUGCAUGCUUUAGGAUACAACUCCACACACAUUAUCACUUUAGAGCAUAUUCAUGUUCUUUCAUCCUUCAUUUGUUGUUUAGCAUCCAUCUUUAUUUCUUUUCUUGCAUUCCCAUAAUCUUGCUUGAUUCUCUGCCUUCAACAAUUGAAAUAUGGGUUCAUACAUGGUCAAGCGCAAUUCUUUGUCAAUCAAGACACCUUUUGAAAUAUUCAUCCAUGGAGAUAGCUUUGACCAAUAGAGGAUUGAGGAGAUCUUUAACUGCAACAUUUUUCUCCAUCGUGGACAAUUGCCAAGUCCAAGGGGCAAGCUUAGAAGGACAAGAACCAAGAGCAACCUCAAAGAUCAAAAGCUCAAGCACAUCGCACUUUAUAUGGCUCUAGCAAUCAAGGGAUUCUCCAAGGAAAGGAAUACAACUACUCAUUGAACAAUCAUACUUUGAGAGAUCUAGGAGUCAGAUUUUGCUAGGAACUUGAAUGCUACCAUGUUGAUGUACUUAGUGUGAUGUACUAGGCUUUUACUUUGUAAUGAAUGACCAUCUUUGUAAUGCAUGUUGAACUACUUGUAAAUGUCUUCUAUGCAGCCCUUGGAGUCUAUGGAAAUCUCAAGGCGUUCAAAGAUAUUUUGCUUCAUCCGAGGCUCCUUAAGGAUUGGAAAUCGACAAUGUGUGAAUCCAUAUAGUAAUUGUUGAAGCAUUAAAUCAUGCAAAAUUAU
Rubroshorea leprosula is the source of this 968-nucleotide messenger RNA. The record is from the annotation of a GenBank genome assembly. NCBI's taxonomy places the organism in Eukaryota, Viridiplantae, Streptophyta, Magnoliopsida, Malvales, Dipterocarpaceae.